This is a messenger RNA of Necator americanus (New World hookworm), 528 nucleotides long. RefSeq lists its product as uncharacterized. Lineage: Eukaryota; Metazoa; Nematoda; Chromadorea; Rhabditida; Ancylostomatidae. The transcript has a single exon. The record is from RefSeq and is a predicted model, not a curated record. The coding region runs from base 1 to 528 and encodes 175 amino acids.
AUGGAAAACGACUUGAAGGAAGAACUAAAUAGAAGAAUGAGAGCAGCAUGGGCAGCAUUCGCAGCCAUCAGGGAAGCUACGGACCAACUGACGGACGCCUACCCUGCCCAUCUGUUCGACUCGACAGUCCUUCCAGCGUUCUGUUACGCAGCGGAGACGUGGGCAGACACCGCGGCCACGUCUAGGAAGCUACUUACUACCCACAGAGCCCUUGAGAGAUGUCUCCUGAAGUUUAACCGGCGCACACACCUAGCCGGUCUUCGUAGCUCCGACUUAAAAGGAAUGUCCCUUCUUCGCGACCCAGCGGAAUAUGUAUCGAAAGCAAAACAUAGAUGGGCCGGUCACAUCAUGAGAAGAAUCGACGAUAGAUGGACUAAAAGAACGCUAGAGUGGAUCCCGAGGGACGCUAAACGUCCCCGAGGGAGACCGCCAACGAGAUGGGGUGACGUGUUCGCUACAGGGAUGGACCAGCUGAAAGCUCAGCUGGUACGGCUCAAGGACCUCGUCAACGUCACUCACGAAGCUUGA